AUGCCGCAGCCACGUGUCCCGCUAGUGGAACCAUCUCGCUUCAGGCUCGUGCCGCCGUUCGUGGUCGGCAUUGCGGUCGGAGCGUGCAUGAUUCUGCUCCAGCAGUCGCUUUCUUCCCGUCUAGCCGGCACAACUGCCGGCGACUGGCAGAAUGACCACCCACAGCCGACACACCGCCGCUAUCCCUCAUUUUCUUCCAGUAAAAACGGUGAGAAUCUCGCCGGGCAAGAUGGCGGCGGUGAUGAGGCUCACGGCUCACCCUCCGCAUCAGACGCCGCAAAUGACGGCGUGAGUACCGGAGAGAGCAGCAGCGCGUACAACACGAGCUCGGGGAUCGUGGCGGGGAAAGUGAACGUGCAUCUGGUGCCGCACUCGCACGACGACUUGGGAUGGCUCAACACGGUUGAACAGUACUAUAUCACGGCCGUCCAGUUCAUCCUAGAGACGGUGGUGGACCAGCUGGAGGCGAAUCCGGACCGUCGAUUCAUUCAAGUGGAGCAGGGUUUCUUCUACCGCUGGUGGCAGCAGCAGUCGGAGGGCAUGAGGCAGCGCGUGCGUGCUCUCGUGCACUCGGGGCAGCUGGAGUUCAUCAACGGCGGGUGGGUGAUGCACGAUGAAGCGGUGUGCCACUACAGGGACGUGCUGCACCACAUGUCGCUGGGCCACCGCUUCCUCCAAAGCCACUUCAACGCCACACCACGCAUCGCCUGGCAGAUCGACCCCUUCGGCCACUCCGCCACCCAAGCCAGCCUCAUCACAGCUCAGGGUGGGCUGGAUGCGGUGUUCUUCGCACGGGCGGACCAUGAGGACAUAGCGCGGCGCAAGAGGGAGCGGAGCACCGAGUUUGUGUGGCGCGCCUCCCAGACGUUUGGCCGGCAGGCAGAGGUGUUCGCCGGCAUUCUCUACUGGGACGGCUACUUCGCCCCGCAGCCAUUCCGCUUCGAACCUUACGACCCACUCACCAACCUCGUCAAGGACGACCCAUACAAGGCAGACGCCAACAUAGUCCAGCUGGUAGAGGCGUUUGUGAACAAGUCGCUGACCCAGGCGGGUGACACGCGCAGCGAGCAUGUGAUGUGGGCAAUGGGGGAGGACUUCUCGCACGCCAAUGCUGCCCUGUGGUUCAAGAACCUGGACAAGCUGAUUCACUAUGUCAACCUGCAUGGCAUGGUGCGGCAUGGCAUGGUGCGGCAUGGCAUGGUGUGGCAUGGCAUGGUGCGGCAUGGAAUGGUGUGGCAUGGCAUGGUACGGCAUGGCAUGGUGCGGCAUGGCAUGGUGCGGCAUGGCAUGGUGCAGCAUGGCGUGGUGCGGCAUGCCAUGAUGCAGAACGGCAAACCAACCUUCCCCAUCCCCCCCCUCUGCCCGUGCAUGUACAUCACUGCUGCUCUUUCACCAAGGACGGACGGCCGUGUGAACGCCCUCUACUCCACGCCCUCGCGGUACCUCCACGCCAAGCACCGCAGCAACCAGUCAUGGCCGCUCAAGCAAGGAGACUUCUUCCCGUACGCGAGUGCUUCAACGGAGUACUGGACUGGGUACUACUCAAGCCGCCCGGCCUUCAAAGGCUAUGCUCGCAUGUGCAGCAGCCUACUGCAGGCAGCCACGCUACUGGAAGCGUCAGUGGGCAAGUCCAACCUCCAAGCAUGGGGCAACAGCACCUCCCGCCUCGUGGUGCCCGUGCUGCUCUCCACCAACCUCUCUGCCAUCCACGCCCCCACGCCCACGCCCUCCCGCCUGGCUUCGACGUACCCUUUAGAGGAGGCAGUGGCAGUGGCACAGCACCACGAUGCCAUCACAGGCACGGCGAAGCAGCAUGUGAAUGACGACUACACGCUGCAGCUUUACAAGGGCGCACAGGAGACAUGCCUGGAUGGGUUGCAGACAUGCCUGGAUGGGUUGCAGACAUGCCUGGAUGGGUUGCAGACAUGCCUGGAUGGGUUGCAGACAUGCCUGGAUGGGUUGCAGACAUGCCUGGAUGGGUUGCAGACAUGCCUGGAUGGGUUGCAGACAUGCCUGGAUGGGUUGCAGACAUGCCUGGAUGGGUUGCAGACAUGCCUGGAUGGGUUGCAGACAUGCCUGGAUGGGUUGCAGACAUGCCUGGAUGGGUUGCAGACAUGCCUGGAUGGGUUGCAGACAUGCCUGGAUGGGUUGCAGACAUGCCUGGAUGGGUUGCAGACAUGCCUGGAUGGGUUGCAGACAUGCCUGGAUGGGUUGCAGACAUGCCUGGAUGGGUUGCAGACAUGCCUGGAUGGGUUGCAGACAUGCCUGGAUGGGUUGCAGACAUGCCUGGAUGGGUUGCAGACAUGCCUGGAUGGGUUGCAGACAUGCCUGGAUGGGUUGCAGACAUGCCUGGAUGGGUUGCAGACAUGCCUGGAUGGGUUGCAGACAUGCCUGGAUGGGUUGCAGACAUGCCUGGAUGGGUUGCAGACAUGCCUGGAUGGGUUGCAGACAUGCCUGGAUGGGUUGCAGACAUGCCUGGAUGGGUUGCAGACAUGCCUGGAUGGGUUGCAGACAUGCCUGGAUGGGUUGCAGACAUGCCUGGAUGGGUUGCAGACAUGCCUGGAUGGGUUGCAGACAUGCCUGGAUGGGUUGCAGACAUGCCUGGAUGGGUUGCAGACAUGCCUGGAUGGGUUGCAGACAUGCCUGGAUGGGUUGCAGACAUGCCUGGAUGGGUUGCAGACAUGCCUGGAUGGGUUGCAGACAUGCCUGGAUGGGUUGCAGACAUGCCUGGAUGGGUUGCAGACAUGCCUGGAUGGGUUGCAGACAUGCCUGGAUGGGUUGCAGACAUGCCUGGAUGGGUUGCAGACAUGCCUGGAUGGGUUGCAGACAUGCCUGGAUGGGUUGCAGACAUGCCUGGAUGGGUUGCAGACAUGCCUGGAUGGGUUGCAGACAUGCCUGGAUGGGUUGCCAUCAAGUGAGUUCUCACACUCUACGCCCCUUAUCCCCCCUUCUCCCCCCCCUCCCCCCCUCUCCUCCCUCCCUCCCUCCCCCGUUGUCCUUUGCUCCUUUCUUAACCCCAUGCACGUCCCAUCCCCUACCCCAGGCGUCUUGACCUCGUCCCUCACGCACCUCAUCUCCCAGGGCGCUCUGGACCUCAAAGCCCCCGUUGCCGCCAUUCCUGCCGCUCCUGCUGCUCGCACCACAGGCCAGCCUGCUGCUCCUGUGCCGUUGGGAGGCACCGAGACACUUUACAACGAGACAGGGAAAACGGGCAGUGCAGGCAGGGACGAUGUGCUGAGACUUGGCCUUGACUUCCAGCUGGUAAUGAGAAAGGCAGUCAUGUGCUACAUUAUCGGAUCGGAACACAUCCUUGUCUCUACUGCUUGCCCCUUUCUUCCUCUCCCUUUCACACCCUUCGCCGCUCCCUUCCCCUCCUCACUGCAGUGCCCGCUGCUCAACAUCUCCUACUGCCCGCCCACGCACAGCCCCAUUCCCCCCGGCACCACGCUGCCAUUCAUGCGCAUUCCUCCAUUCAUGCGCAUUCCUCCAUUCAUGCGCAUUCCUGUGAGUGUAGCCAUUCAUGCGCAUUCCUUCACAGCCCCCUCCUUUCUCGCUCUUCCUUCCCCACCAUUUCCCCCUUCCGCCUCUCGCUUUUGUGUGCUCCCUGUCAAGCCUGCCCUGUGCCAUCUCCCACCUCUCCACUACUCCCUUCACGCCGCUCCUCGUCUCCUCCCGGUCCCCCAACCCCAGGUCUCCUCCCCUGCAGUCAUUGUGACUGACGCCCAUGGCAAUGUCGUUCCCUCACAGGCCAUUCCCGAGGUCCUGGUUCCGUGGGAGACCCGUGAGAGGUACAUAAGUGUGCAGGUGGGUGAGGAGAGGGUGAGGGGUGACGCGGAGGGGGUGAGAGGGGGCAAGGAGGGGGUGAAGGGGGGCAAGGGGGAGAAGCGAGGGAGGGAGGUGAGGGAGACGCAACGGCAGCAGGGGGAGGACCAACAGCAGGGGGAGGAGCAGCAGCAGAAGAAGCAGCAGCAGCAGGAGGGCGUAGUGGUGUCUGUGGUGUUCCGUGCCAAGGUGCCGCCCCUGGGCUACUCCACCUUCUUCCUCUCCCCAGCUCCCCCCCACACCCCCGGCGCUGCAGUCACGAGCACUGAGUGGCAAGCCCGUGUGCAGCCGGGAACAGGGGGUGGGGAGUGGGGCAAGGGGGAGGAGGCGGGUGAGGGAGAGGAGGAGGGACGGGGGGAAGGGGGUAAGGAGGGGAAGGAAGUAGGGGAGGAAGAGGGGGUGGAGAGAGAAAGUGUGGUCGUGGAGGAGGAGGGUGAAGGGGUUGGUGGUGGUGAUGUGAUUGUGCUGGGAGGCUGGGUUGCUGCUGCUGCUGCCGGUGCUGCCGGUGCUGCCGGUGCUGGCGGUGCUGCUGCUGCUGGCGGUGCUGGCGGUGCUGCUGCUGCUGGCGGUGCUGGCGGUGCUGGCGGUGCUGGCGCUGCUACUGAUGGGAAGGGGAGUACCAACUCUGGGAGCACAGCGCCAGGGAGCUCUCCUGCACCGAGUGUGUUGCGAGUGCUCUUCUCAAAGGCAGCGUAUGGCAUGACUCGCCUGCAACUGCUUGGCCGCAGCCAGCAGGGAAACGAGACAGUGGUGCCAAUCCGAGUGCUGCGAGGGCCGCUGGUGGAGGAGUUUCACCGGGCACUGGCGCCCUGGCUGUCCGAGGUGGGCGGCUGUAAGAGGUGGACGGCUGUAAGAGGUGGGCGGCUGUCCGAGGUCAUUCGCGUGUAUCCUGGACGGGACUACGCGGAGAUGCAUUAUAUGGUGGGCCCAGUACCCAGAAAGCCCUCUGUGGCUCGAGAGGUGGUCACUCGCUUCGCCUCCUCCAUCGCCUCUGCUGGAGCACUGUUCACGGACUCGCAAGCCCGCGACUACCUGCGCCGGGUGCGCGACCAUCGAGCGGAUUGGAACCUAACCGUCUACCAGCCUAUCGCAGGCAACUUCUACCCUCUCACAGCAGGGGUGUUCAUAGCGGGCAGCACCGCCCAGCUCUCACUGCUGGUUGACCGGCCACUGGGGGUGGCAAGCCUGGCAGACGGGCAGAUCGAAGUCAUGCUGCACCGGCGCAUGAUCUCGGAUGACGGCAAGGGCGUGCAGGAGGUGCUGGAUGAGAGGGUGUGCGAUUCCCAUGGCAACUGCACUCCCCUGGCCGUGGUGGGAUUCGUUCGCUUUGCUCUGCAUCCCAGCACUCCCAGCGACACCGACUGCUACGGCGGGGAUGCUGGCCAUGCAGGGGAUUCCAAUUUAGGUGCAGCUGCAGGCGCUUCCAGUAACGAUGCACUCAAUAGCGAGCACAGGGUAGACACAGGCUCAGAGGAGUGGGUGUCAGAGGAUUCUGACCCAGUACGCGAUUCUGCCAAUGUAGGAAAUUCUGAUGAAAUAGCGAAUGCUGUUAGUGAUGAAGCACUCAAUAGCGAGGACAGGGAGCAGGCCUCAGGGAAGCCUAGUGCAGAAUCAGGUGCUGCGGACUCCCAGGAAAGUCAACCGCCUUCCGGCCGGCGAAAGCUGGGCGGCAAAGGCGUGAAGUAUGAAAGGUUGGGCGGCAAAGGGAAACAGGGAAGGGAGGGGAAAGAGAGGGGUGAAGCGACAGUGGGGGGAGUGGGGGAGGGUGGGGGGUUGGGGAGUGUGAGGGGCGAGGCAGCCAGGUGGAGGAAGGAGCACGCAGAGAGAAUGCUGUCGCCACUGCAACUGGCAUUUGCACUCGAGGCAACCGAGGCACUGAAGGCAGCGCAGGGCAUGAGAUGGACCCCCCAACCCAUCCACCCUCCCUCCAUUCCCUCUCUACUGGAUUCCAUUCUGUCACCUCACAUGUCACCACAGGAGCUUGCACCCAAUGAGUUCACCGUCCGAUUUGCACACCUGUACGAGGCCAAGGAGCAUCCGCAGCUGUCCAGCCUAGCCUCUGUUCAUCUCCCCUCGCUCUUCGCCUCACGAAAGGUGCACUACCUCUGA
Messenger RNA from Closterium sp. NIES-65, 5931 nucleotides. The record is from the annotation of a GenBank genome assembly. Lineage: Eukaryota; Viridiplantae; Streptophyta; Zygnematophyceae; Desmidiales; Closteriaceae.